Molecule: messenger RNA, 3905 nt
Organism: Oncorhynchus nerka (sockeye salmon)
Lineage: Eukaryota; Metazoa; Chordata; Actinopteri; Salmoniformes; Salmonidae
Gene: sdr42e2
Product: short chain dehydrogenase/reductase family 42E, member 2
Exons: 12
Coding region: 225-1490 (421 amino acids)
Biological process (GO): steroid biosynthetic process
Molecular function (GO): 3-beta-hydroxy-Delta5-steroid dehydrogenase (NAD+) activity
Source: RefSeq, a predicted model, not a curated record
GACUGCAGGGACCUGCGAGAGGGGUGUCAAAAUAUAAAAAGGGGGAUCUUUUAAUGACAUGUAUUCAAUGGACAUAAGCAGAUACAUGACAGUACGUUGAAAGGUACAGUGGGCCUAUUUACCAAAGUCGUUUUAGUGACAUCAUUUACAAUGGAAACUAAUGUGGCAACCAGAUCCGCGCAUCACUGGGGUUCCGAAUUCCAUCUAUCCCAAGAGGAGUCUGAAUGGAGUUGUGUGGCCCCGGUAUGAAGGACAACGGAGGCUCUCUGUGCCAGGUAGAGCAGCUGCCCUACCCCUGUGUCCCCCUGCCUGACCCAGGAAGUGCUGGGUGCCGUAUACAGGCUAAUAGACACCUCCACAACCACCACCUCAACCAUCAGUUCCAGUCCUGGGUGAGCCGACCAGCCCCAGACCUAACCUCAACCCCAACUCCAGCCUCCCGACACAGGGCCAAUGGAGUGGUGGGUGCCUGGUGCAGCAGCCCAGAGUGUCCAGCCUCCCGCCUGGAUGAAGUGACUGAUCAGGCCUUGAGAGGGGCAGGGAUGGGGACAGGCAGGGUGCUGGUGACCGGGGGAGCAGGGUAUUUCGGGUUGAGGCUGGGGAGAGCUCUGGUCAGCCAGGGAGUGUCUGUGGUGCUGCUGGAUCUUCACAAGCCACAGUGGGAUACUCCAGACGGUACUGUCUUCCAUCAGAGCGACAUCCGGGACUAUGAUUCUCUGUAUAAGAUCUGUGAGGGGGUCGACUGUAUAUUCCACACCGCUUCCUAUGGGAUGUCAGGCCCAGAACAGCUGAGGAAAGAGCAGGUGGAGUCAGUCAACGUCGGAGGGACGAACAACGUCAUUAAUGUGUGUGUGGAGAAGGGCAUCACCAGGCUGGUCUACACCAGUACGAUCAACGUGACGUUUGCUGGCAAACCCAUAGAGGAGGGCGACGAGGACUCAUUGCCCUGUGUCCCCCUGGACAUGCACAUAGACCACUACUCCAGGACCAAAUCUAUCUCUGACCAGAUGGUCCUAACAGCCAAUGGACGCUCACUCAAAGGUGGGGGUCUCUUGCGGACCUGUGUUCUGAGACCCUCAGGCAUCUACGGGCCAGAAGAGAGACGACACCUACACAGGGUUAUGGUGAAUGUGGAGCGCCGGUUGUUCAGUUUUAGCUUUGGAAACCGCCAGGCCAAGAUGAACUGGGUCCAUGUGGACAAUCUGGUGUUGGCCCACAUCCUGGCUGCUGAGAGCCUCACACCCAAGAGGAACUGUGUGGCUAGUGGACAGGCCUACUUCAUCAACGACGGGGAAUCUGUCAACCUGUUUGAAUGGUUAACACCACUGUUUGAGAAGCUGGGGUACAGCCGACCGUUGAUACACUUGCCUGUCUCACUGGUCUAUUCAGCAGCCAUUCUGAUGGAAUGUUUACACCUGGCUCUGAGGCCAAUAGUGGAGAUCCCUCUGCUCUUCACCAGAAAUGAGUUUUACAUUGCAGCCAAGCACUGAUGUGAGGACCAACCUUCCUCACCACACUUGCAAGAAAACGUUGUUGACAAAUAUACCAUGUUUUCCAGUGUUACAUAUUCAGUGUAUUAAUUAAGUGUAACAGUCUCUUUCCUGUCACAUACUCGAUACAAAGAGCAAACUCACAGAAGGGAGAACAUUUUGAAUUUACUUAGACCUUUCACUCUGUGUGAGUUCUAAAGUUCUGAAGUUAUUGCAUUCUGGGUCAUGAUGACAUGUCUCAGUCAGUGUAGAACCCCACUGGGCCACGGUGGCAGGGUCGUUCCACAAAAUGAGUACCUUUGAUAUUUUAAGUAGAAAUUGUGCACAAAUUUGAAAGCCAUGAAGUGCCCUUCAAUAUACACCACGUGGAAUAUUCAAUAAAUCAGAUUUAUUUUUUUGAAUAAAGACUUACUAAAGUGUUACAAUUCUGCAUUUGGACAUGUCCCUCUUUGCAUCCUCUGUGACUUCUAGGAAUAUUUUAACACAAUUAGUCCCAACAUUUAUCCAAGUUUUCACCAUCAUUGUAAAGCCGUAGUUAUUUUGUUGGUUUGACAAAGUCAUUUCUGAAGAUGAUUAUUUAUUCAUGUGAUUAUUGAUCCAUUUUAAGGUUUAAAAAAAAUCCCGGCCCCAAUUUUAAGGCCAACCCUGUUACGUGAACUGAACUCUCAUUUUAAUAUGAUGAAACAAUUCAUUGAAACAAAAACUUUUUUUAAAGAAACGUUGAACAUCUAAUAGUCAAAUCAUAGUGUAAAAUCAGGUAAGCUGGUUCUACCCUUUUUAUGACGACACAGGAUAUGACCCAGAUGCAGACACAGGGGGGGAGGGGGGUAGUACAGAUAAUUUAUUCGGAGCACGGGGCAGGCAAAUGGCAGGUCGAGGGCAGGCUGAGGUUCGUGAUCAAGUCAGAGUCCGGCGGGUACAUCACGGUAGGCAGACUCGGAGUCAGGGCAGGCAGAAUGGUCAGAACCGGGAAGAUCUAGAAAAUAUAACUAGAGAAACAGGAAGGCUGGUAAGACCUGACAAGACAAGAUGAACUGGCAACAGACAAACAGAGAACACAGGUAUAAAUACACAGGGGAUAAUGGGAAGAUGGGCAACAUCUACACAACAGGUGUAGGCCUGAUCACUGACAACGAUGAGACGGCCUAUAGGGAGGAGAUCAGAGACCUGACAGUGUGGUGCAAGGACAACAACCUCUCCCUCAAUGUGAUCAAGACAAAGAAGAUAAUUGUGGAUACAGGAAAAGUAGUACCGAGUACGCCCCCAUUCUCAUCGACGGGGCUGCAGUGGAGCAGGUUGAGAGCUUCAAUAUCCUUGGUGUCCACAUCACCAACAAACUAACAUGGUCCAAACACAUCAAGACAGUCGUGAUGAGGGCACGUCAAAACCAGUCUCAGGAGACUGAAGAAAUUUGUCAUGGGUCCUCAGAUCCUCGAAAGGUUUUACAGCUGCACCAUUGAGAGCAUCCUGUUGGGUUGCAUCACUGUCUGGUAUGGCAACAGCUCGGCCUCUGACCGCAAGGCACUACAGAGGGUAGUGCAUACGGCCCAGUACAUUACCAGGCCCAAGCUUCCUGCCAUCCAGGACCUCUAUACCAGUAGGUGUCAGAGAAAGGCCCUAAAAAUUGUUAAAGACUCCAGCCACCCUAGUCAUAGACUGUUCUCUCUGCUACCGCACGGCAAGCGGUACAGGAGCGCCAAGUCUAGGUCCAAGAGGCUUCUAAAGAGCUUCUACCCCCAAGCCAUAAGACUCCUGAACAGCUAAUCAAAUGGCUACCCAGACUCUUUGCAUUGUCCCCCCCCCCUCUUAUACGCUGCUGCUACUCUUUGUUAUUAUCUAUGCAUAGUCACUUUAAUAACUCUACCUACAUGUACAUAUUACCUCAAUUACCUCAACACCGGUGCCCCCGCACGUUGACUCUGUACCAGUACCCCCUGUAUAUAGCCCCACUAUUGUUAUUUACUGCUGCUAUUUUUUUAUAUUUUUUUGGUAUUUUCUUAAAACUGCAUUGUUGGUUAAGGGCUACACCUGUUGUAAGUAAGCAUUUGACUGUAAGGUCUACACCUGUUGUAUUCGGGGCAUGUGACAAAUUAAAUUUGAUUUGAUCUGGAGGUGGGUGGAGACAAGCACAAAGACAGGUGAAACAGAUCCAGGUGUGAUACUUUUUGGCCAUUUUCUGGUGUUUUGUGGUGGAAUACUGAGCAGGUUGAGCAUUAAUAAUACGGCAACCUUGUUACCCAUAGAUAGACAGGCUAGAAAUGUUUUAACAAUAAAUAAAAAAUGGUGAAACUUGCAUUCAAUUCCCCUCCCUGUUCCACACAACAAGCUUCCAUUUCCCUUGUCACAAGUCGUCAACCCUGUUUCAGUCAACCCUGUUACUUUAUUUAGUGCUUAACAGGCACUUACUAUAGUCUG